CUUUUUCUGGACGUAUGAAUACUAUUUCCACGUUCUUUAUAUAAAACUGCAUUGAUUUAUGUGUGAUAAUUAUUUUUGAGGCACUUUUUUAUCCAAAAAUGACGACCAUCAAUAUACGCAGAGAUGUUAAUGAUUCCUUUUACCGUUACAAAAUGCCGCGUCUCCAGUCUAAGAUUGAAGGCAGAGGAAAUGGUAUUAAGACAGUAAUCCCGAAUAUGUCAGAGAUUGCACGAGCUCUUAGCCGCUCACCACUAUACGUAACAAAGUUUUUUGGCUUUGAACUGGGAGCACAGACUACAACAAACACUGAUGCAGACAGAUACAUAGUAAAUGGUGCUCAUGAUGCGGAGAAAUUACAGGAUUUGCUUGAUGUUUUUAUUCAAAGAUAUGUGCUUUGCAAAUCUUGCAAAAAUCCAGAAACAGAUAUUAUUAUCCUAAAGAACGACAAAAUCGUCAGAGACUGUAAAGCAUGUGGACAACGAAGUGAUGUUCCACACAAUGCCAAGCUUGCUGGUGUUAUUUUAAAAAAUCCACCAAAAAACAGCAAGACUAAAAAAAGCAAAGCCAAAACUACUGCAUCACCUGAACAAAUAAGCAUAGAGAAAGAAACAGAAUCAAACGACGAAUUUAUGUCUGCUAUAGCUGUUCCAGAACAACCUUUUCAUGAAGGACAUAAGAUCAAUGAUGAUGACGAUGAUGACUGGACCAUGGACACUAGUGAAGCUGCAAUAAAAGCACGUAUCAAUGAACUGGAAGGAAGCAUCAAAACGAGUCUCGUUCUUUAUGACGAAGAAGAUGAAGACGAGCAGGAUGAAAACAAUCCUUAUAACCAAUUCGGAUCAUGGGUCCUAGAGAACUUGUCUGCAUCAAAUAUCGAAAUAUACAAAAAAGCACAAGGGUUAAAGAUCGAAAGCAAACACAAAACAGUUGCCGUUCUUGCUCAAACUGUAUUUGACGAAAAUAUUCUCUCUCAAAUUGAAAAUAGAGCAUCACUUUUUCGGAAGAUGAUCAAAGAUAAUGAGAAGCAUGAAAAAUCGCUUCUUGGGGGAACAGAACGGCUAAUCGAUGGGAAUCAAGCAAAACUUCUUCCACUUGUUCCAAAGAUUCUUAUGCAAUAUUAUCAAAAUGAUAUUCUUUCUGAGGAAGUAGUUGUAAAAUGGGCCAACAAAACUAGCAGACGUUACGUUGAUAAAGAUGUGGAUAAAAAGAUCAAAAAAGCAGCCGAACCUUUCCUUAAAUGGCUAGAAGAAGCAGAUGACAAUGAUUCGGGAUCGGAAUAGCGUAUCUGUAUUCUUGUAUUAUUUAGUGCUUUGAUUUCUACUUUUUGUUAUUAAAAAAUGCU
Molecule: messenger RNA, 1342 nt
Organism: Pneumocystis jirovecii RU7
Lineage: Eukaryota; Fungi; Ascomycota; Pneumocystomycetes; Pneumocystales; Pneumocystaceae
Product: translation initiation factor eIF5
Exons: 6
Coding region: 99-1280 (393 amino acids)
Biological process (GO): translational initiation; formation of translation preinitiation complex; formation of cytoplasmic translation initiation complex
Cellular component (GO): cytosol
Molecular function (GO): eukaryotic initiation factor eIF2 binding; GDP-dissociation inhibitor activity; translation initiation factor activity
Source: RefSeq, a predicted model, not a curated record